AUGAUUAAUAAUCUUAAAAUUGCCAAAACGAGAUUACGCAGUCGGAUUCGGAAAAUCCAAAAAGAAAUUGAAUCUUUUUUGCGGAAUAUUGAUUUAAAGUUCAUUGUUGUAAGAUGGUAUGAUGAUGCAUAUUUUGAAGCCAAUAUGUCUUAUCUGAAAGUUGGUAGAAGACCUGCAAAAGACGAUGAUGUUAUAAAAGAUUUAAAUCCCAGAAAAUACCAAAAUCGUACAGCACAAAGAAAACAUCAAGAAGAAAGAACAAACUAUAUAAAAGAUUUAGAAAGAAAAUAUAAACUCAGUCAAGAAAGUGUCGAAAUGUUAACAAAACAUAAUAAAGAACUUAAACUAAUUAUCGAAGAAUUAAAAAGAGAAAAUAAAGAAAAGAAAGAUUUUGAAAAAGAAAGGACUGAAUUUGAGAAAAGAAUAAAGGAUCAUGAAAUGAUAAUUAAUAAAAACAAAGAAGAUCAGAAGAUGGUUAUAGAAUUAAAUUCUAUCGAAGAUACCAUAUUAAAAUAUGAAGAAAAACAUAUUACAAACGAAAUCGAUGAAGAAAAUGAAAAGGAUGAAAUUAAUGAAACUUAUAUAGAUAAUUCUGAUACUGAUACUGAUAAUGAUACUGAUGAUAUUAAUUUAAUUAAUGAUAUUGAUAAUAAUUUUAUUAAUGAUACAGAAAUUGAUGUUGAUUCUUAUAUGUUUGAUGAAAGUUUAAUGAUGGAUAAUAAUUUGUUAUUACAAGCAAAUAUUAAUCCUAUAAUUCCU
Molecule: messenger RNA, 759 nt
Organism: Cetraspora pellucida
Lineage: Eukaryota; Fungi; Glomeromycota; Glomeromycetes; Diversisporales; Gigasporaceae
Source: the annotation of a GenBank genome assembly